Molecule: messenger RNA, 969 nt
Organism: Trypanosoma grayi
Lineage: Eukaryota; Euglenozoa; Kinetoplastea; Trypanosomatida; Trypanosomatidae
Exons: 1
Coding region: 1-969 (322 amino acids)
Source: RefSeq, a predicted model, not a curated record
AUGACAUCGCACGUGCAGUCACAGCUAUUUGGUAGGGUGCCACGACAGAGGCCGAAUCAGCAUCAUCUUCCACCGCUACUGCACCAACCGACCUCGUCGUCAUCGUCCAACGUGGUGGAGGUAUUCUCUCACCGUGGUGCCCGCUCGCUCCCCGCAGGUACUCCCUCGAGGCUGUCGGACAAGUCUUCCUGCUUUAGCCUAGGUUCCCGUAACUGUUGUAGUGUUUCCACAGUGGUGCCUGGCGCGGACACUGACGUCUGUGGCGCAAGUAGCUGUUGUGGUAAUAACGGAGUGAGCUAUGCCGUGGAGCACGGCCUACCCAAUCUGCUGAACGACAUGGUCGACGAUAUGCUACGCGACCGUCCAGAGGCGGACAUUGACGCGUGGAUGACGGAGUGGUUUGAGCAAGCGUAUGAGCGGCGUCAGCGAGAGGUGCAGCAGCAGUCAACAAAGUCUGGCACACACCACCUGGGUCAAUGCGUUAUCAGCAAUCCUUCGAGCAUCAGCAGCUGCGGCAGCGAUGCCAUUGUAGCACGACGAUCGCCAAUGGUGAUGUCCGUGAUUAAGCCAGCGACUACUGCAUCGCCGGCGCCAGUCAUGCUCCCACGCUCUGGGGAGAAUGUGAAAGGCGAUGCGCCGAAGACGCAGUUGUGCAGCUCCGUGGACUCGCCGCACUACAUUGUUGUUGCAUACUCGCCCCUGCAGGUGGCCAGCUUGCUGCCGCAGGGUAUGCCGCCGCCGCUGCCGUUGCCGCUGGACUUUGCCAGCACUGCUGGCGGCACCUUGACGAUGGGGAUGAUCGCCCAGCGCUCGUUGCCUCCCCCGCCGGAACCACGGCUACAGUCGGCUGGUGACGACAAGCAGAUCGUGGCUCGGCUGCCGCGCGGCGGCGACUUCCGCCUAAAGUCUCGCUCCCCACUCUUGAUAGAUGUGGGAAGCAGUGAGGGCCUCGCGCCGAGUUCCGCGUGA